AAGUUUUCAUUAAAAGUUGUCUUCAGCUUUUGUGUGAUAGGAUCUAACGCAUAUAUAGCAUUUGUUUUUGCCGUAAUUACAAAUAACGUAUAAAAUGGUCAACUGGUAGGGAAUUGACGAUAAUAUGUUAAUAAUUCAAUACCCAAGAGAUUCGUCACACGCGAGCUCUCACGAAUCCCGAUGGAGGUCAACAAGGAAGAAGCACAGCGAUGCAUCACAAUCGCGAUUGCCGCCGUCAAGAUUGGCAAUGUGGAGAGAGCGGAAAAGUUCCUGCAGAAAUCUAUCAAACUCUAUCCGACAAAGGAGGCUGAGAUUCUGUUGAGUCGAGUUCGAAAUGCCAACUCGGCAAAAAGUGCUUCCGGUCGAACGGAAGAACCCACUCGGCGCAGACCAAUGAAUAAGGAAAAUGAAAAACCUCAAGAACCAAAGCUUAACAUUGACUACACCCAGGAACAGUUGGAUGUGGUGAAAAGAGUAAAAGAAUGCAAGGAUUACUACGAAGUGCUCGGGGUUACCAAGGAGGCAACCGAUUCGGAGAUUAAGAAAGCGUACAAGAAGUUGGCACUACAACUUCAUCCGGAUAAAAAUAAAGCGCCAGGAGCAGUGGAAGCAUUUAAAUCGCUGGGCAAUGCGGUGGCAAUUUUGACCGACGUUCAGAAACGUAAAGAGUACGAUUUAUAUGGCAAUCAGGAAUCGCAUCGGUCCAGUGGUGGAUCAUACAAUCAUCGCGAGUAUAAUUUCACGCGUAGCUUCGAGUCGGACAUCAAUCCGAACGGUCUGUUUAAUAUGUUCUUCGGGGGAGGUUUUCCGCCGCAGCAUACUCGCGGACGAACGCGAUGGCAAUCGCAAGAAUCCUCAACGGGAAGCAAUCCCAGUGUGGUGUUCGGUUGUGUGGUUUGCUUCAUUGUAGCUUCUUUACUGUCCACCUAUCUCGCAUCGGAUCCACUAUACAGCCUACAGCAGACUCCAAAAUACUCAACGGAACGCAGAACGCUCAAUUUUAAGAUUCCAUACUACGUGAAGGAUAACUUCGUGAGCGAAUAUCAGGGUUCGCUGAGCCGGCUGGAGCAUUCGGUCGAGGAAGAGUACAUUCUGUACAUGAAACGAAGCUGCAACAACGAACGGAACUAUCGGGACGCGAUGAUGGCCCGGGCCAAGAGCUUCGGCAGCCGAACUCAGUUGAAUCAAGCUCAGCAGCUUAAGAUGCCUUCGUGUGAUGCCCUGUACAAGCUGGGCAUAGGUCGAGUAAACUACUAACUACGGGAAGAGAGCGCUUAUUCAUUGCACGUAUGGUAUUUAUUAUGGUUUUCUUCGACACAUUCUUGUAUUGAGCUUUUAGCGGUUAUACGGAAGAUUCAGGUUCGUAGGCAGUUGUAUCAGAUUCAGUAGUCAUUUUCAGGUUGAAAUAAAAAAUGCCAUGUAGCAGAAUCUGGUUGCGGAAAAAUCCUAUCGGCAGGCUGCCAGUAGUUAAUUAAUUUUAUUAAAGAUAUUUGUAUUAUCGAAAACGUAAAUUAUUUCGAAAUAAAAAUGGUUCAUUCCUAAGACGGAACGAGCGUAUA
This is a messenger RNA of Malaya genurostris, 1559 nucleotides long. Its product is annotated as dnaJ homolog subfamily B member 14-like. Gene Ontology annotation, molecular function: Hsp70 protein binding. The coding region runs from base 181 to 1257 and encodes 358 amino acids. The transcript is spliced from 3 exons. NCBI's taxonomy places the organism in Eukaryota, Metazoa, Arthropoda, Insecta, Diptera, Culicidae. The record is from RefSeq and is a predicted model, not a curated record. Gene Ontology annotation, cellular component: endoplasmic reticulum membrane. Gene Ontology annotation, biological process: cellular response to misfolded protein.